ACACCGACUUACGACGCUCAACUUCUCCCCGUGUCCGCAAUUUGUUCUCGAAACUUCUGGUUAAAGUCAUCAUUUGAAGAUCACGUUGAAACUAGCUCAGCCAAGGUAUUCGAACCCCCUUCGGCCUCACAGGAGACCUCACAACGCUCGACGACCUUCAGGCUCACCAAGUCUCGAUCCCGCAGUCGUAGCCCACGUCGGCGAUCUUAUUCUCGGGGACGCUCCGGAUCUCCCAGACGCUCCCCAUCAGUGCGUCGCCGCUCACCCUCCGUGCGACGCUCCCGAUCACGCGACCGACGUAGCCGGUCAGAUAGCAAGAGCAGGUACAUAAGUCCAGAGAAAAGCCCCUACCGUCGCACCACAUCACGUUCCAAUUCUCGAGAACAACGCAGUCGAUCAGACAGUAGGAACAGAUACUAAACAUGUGAUGAAUACUGGUAAUAAUUUUGGACAGUUUUAAUGAACUGUAUUAUAGUGAUGAAAGUGAUUUAAGUUUGUGUGUAUUGAGAUUUAGUGUUAUAUAAAGCUUUAGAACUCAUUUCACUGGUUGUGGAUAAUGCUAAUUGAAGGAUGACUGUAUUCAACAGAUAUAAGUUAUUGAUAUAUCAAUCCUUUUUACCAUCAAAUUUCUAUAUAUUUGUGGGAUAUUUCUAUUCGCAAUUGUGAAGUUGUAGUUGAGGUAAAACAAGUCCUAAUAGCCUAUUCUACCUCCUGCUGUGUUAAAGUCUAUUCGUAGCGUAUGUAUAAUCUUCUAUCUUCGUAUCAUACAGUAUCCUGCACAACUGGUGAAACAGCUCCUUAGUAUAAUGAAAUGACUUUAUCGGAUUUUAUUGUGGUUUAUUAGGUUUUUACAUUCUCAACAUUUAGGAUACUUUACAGCAACCAUGGUUAUGCGAGGACUCCUCCCCAGAAAUCCGAAAAAGUUGUUUCAGCCCCUCCUUGUAAAUUACAUAUUUGUAUAAAUUAUCAAUUUUAAUAAUGUGACUGUUUCAGUUGGCACCUUACUGUCUUCUGUAAUAGGUAUAUAAUUACUUUUAAGUCUACAAAAAAUAAAUUAUUAGAUUUUAAA
This is a messenger RNA of Melitaea cinxia (Glanville fritillary), 1069 nucleotides long. RefSeq names its product pre-mRNA-splicing factor 38A-like. The annotation marks the transcript as partial. The transcript is spliced from 3 exons. Lineage: Eukaryota; Metazoa; Arthropoda; Insecta; Lepidoptera; Nymphalidae. The record is from RefSeq and is a predicted model, not a curated record.